Alternaria ethzedia is the source of this 1200-nucleotide messenger RNA. RefSeq lists its product as uncharacterized. The transcript has 6 exons. Lineage: Eukaryota; Fungi; Ascomycota; Dothideomycetes; Pleosporales; Pleosporaceae. Gene Ontology annotation, biological process: protein phosphorylation. Bases 1 to 1200 code for a protein of 399 amino acids. Gene Ontology annotation, cellular component: cytoplasm; nucleus. Gene Ontology annotation, molecular function: ATP binding; cyclin-dependent protein serine/threonine kinase activity. The record is from RefSeq and is a predicted model, not a curated record.
AUGGCUUCCUCGGACUGGCGAGCGAGCUUGGGCUUCACUGCCCGCCUGAUGGCUGUCACAAAAAUGACAUCAGCCUUCCAGGCAGCGGACCCUUCUCUGUCGGCAGACGACGCUCGGAAAAAGGCCACUGUAGCUGAGACGACAAUCUACGCAGACGCCCGCUCUCUGGACGACUACGACAGAUUGUGCAAUGACAAGAUAACAAAUCUGCCCAGACCGUCACUCGACUUUCCAACACCAGAGGACGAAGACUAUGUCCCAACACCCGGCGGCAAACCGGUUGGCAAGUAUCAGAAUGCACUGUACCAUCGCGAAGGUCUCUUCUCCGUCAUCUACAAAGCGCCUGCAGUUGGAAAUGAAAGCUACUUUCCCACCAAGUCACCCACCAAGACCAAUGUCGUGGCUCUGAAGAUCACUACACCAUCGGUAAUGGAGCAACCGCACGACUCACAGCGAGAGGCCAAGAUUCUGGCCAUGGCGGCAUCAGAGCGGGUCAUCCCUCUCAUAGAGACUUUCCGCGAAAAUGGAAGCCACUUCGUUCUGGUCUUCCCAUUCGUGCGCCACGACUUCAACGACCUACUGCGGGACAAGAAGCUGUCCAAGAGCCAGAUCAAGUCGUGCUUGAAAGACCUCUUCACCGCCCUAGCCGACAUCCAUGGCAAGGGGAUAAUACAUCGCGACAUCAAGCCUUCCAAUAUACUCUUGAAAUCCCUCGACGGACCAGCAUAUCUUUCCGACUUCGGCAUCGCGUGGGCGCCCGAAGCACCGGGUCCAGAAGCAGCGGAUGCGAAGAUUACCGACGUUGGUACUACCUGCUACCGACCGCCAGAGCUGCUGUUUGGGAACCAGAAGUACGGCUGCAGCUUGGAUUUGUGGGCUGCUGGUUGCACAGUUGCCGAAGCACUCGAUCCCAGUCACGAGACACUGUUCGAUUCGGGAGAAUUAGGAAGUGACCUGGCCUUGAUACAGAGCGUCUUCAAGAAGCUAGGAACUCCGAACUUGGAGGUCUGGCCGGAGGCUGCGGGUUUCCGCGACUGGGGCAAGGUCCAGUUCUACGAGUACCCGCCCCAGGAUUGGUCGGUGUUGCUGCCGAGCCUGUCAGAGCAAGAACGAGAUCUUGUUGGCAGUCUAGUCAAAUACGAGAGUGGCUCGAGAAUGAGUGCAUCCAAGGUCCUAGAGCAUGCCUACUUUUCGUCGUGA